Molecule: messenger RNA, 2009 nt
Organism: Schistocerca nitens (vagrant locust)
Lineage: Eukaryota; Metazoa; Arthropoda; Insecta; Orthoptera; Acrididae
Exons: 7
Coding region: 6-1925 (639 amino acids)
Source: RefSeq, a predicted model, not a curated record
GUGUGAUGGAUGAGUUGUCAAAGUUCAUCCUCGAGCAGAAAAACUUGAUAUAUGAAGAAAAGAAGAAAUUGAACCUGAUACCAAUUGCCAGCCCACGUAACGCCAUCUCCAGUGAUGAUGCCAAAUCAGAUCGUAAGAUGGUUCGCUACGGAGAAUAUUCACCCCUGAACCCAACUUGCAGAACAUCUAGCAAGCUACUUCUGGGGAUUGGGGAGUAUGAUGAAAGGAAGCGCUUAUUAGAAGAAAAAAAGAAGCAGGAACAUAAACAGAUCCGCCCAGCUAGAAAAGAAUGCUCCCAACCAUCCAGUAUGCAAAAUUAUAUUGCGCCUGCAGCCCCAAAAUUCUCUUCCUCUGUUGCUGAUAAAUCUGUCCAAGUUGAAUGUGAUGCUGCCAAUGAUCAGAAUAAACUUCGACGUACAUAUGUUGAUCAGUGUGUGCAGGUGACUGAACCACCAGCAGUGGAUAUUCGUGAAGAUCUAUUGAAGGAUGACUAUGGAAUUCCAUACAAAAGCAAUCAAAAAAGAAAAUAUAUCGGUGGACUUCACGAUUUAGAAGUUGCUGCAGAUGAAAAGCUGAGCCUCAAUAUUGAAGACAGUACUCUUAAGAAUUCCAUUGAUUUUAGUAUGCUGAGCCCUAGAGAUAGGAGACUGAUGGAAUUUUGUGGCAGUGGCAGUUAUAACCCAAGCUUUUAUGAGAAGUGGAAAUCUCCUACUACAAGAACUGUUGCUGAAAAGGAUGCUGGUUUAGCUGCAGAGCACAUAGAUGGCCAUAUGGCUACAGAACAACUAAGAAAGCGAACAUAUCAAGAGGAAUUAAGGAAACAAAUUGAAGAAAAGCGACAACUGGAAGCACAGCAAAGGGAAAAAGAAAGAAGAGAGGAGGAAAUUAUUCUGAAAAGAGUUGAAGAGCAGCAACUUAGAAUGAAAUUAGAAUUUGAAAGAGAGCAAGCUCAACGCAGACACAAAGUAGAGAAGCGAAUGCAUCAGUUUGAGUCGUGUAAGUCCAGAAAUGAACAAGACAACUGUACACUGAAAAGUAGCAGAUCAAAUAAUGAGAACCAUACUAAAUAUGAAAGCUCUUUGCCCACAAAAAUAGAAAAAAUUAAACAUUUGCCUCAGGGAGUGACAGACAAUGCAAAUUUUUCAAAUGAAUGUGACAGUGCUUUUAACAUCAUCGUAGAUAAUAAUAAUGGCAACUAUUUAUCAGUUCUUGAAGUGUGUCAAGCACAAGAUAUUUCAAAUAACACUGGAGAUGGAUCGAAGUAUAAACAAAAUGAAAGACCUUGUUGGACUGAAAGAAACUGUGCUCCUGGUGCUACAGUCAGUGACAUAACACAUGUACCUGACAAUUUAGGCUGUAUCAAACAAAACUCAUCUCAGGAAACAAGUACGGGCCCAUCAGAAACUAGUGUGGAGGAUUCUUGCCAAUUUUCAUUAGCAAAAUUGUCUUUGAAUCCGGAGAUUUCCUCACAUAUAAGAAAGGAUACAGAGACUCCACAAAGGAAACGUCCGGUGCCAACUCCAAGAACUAAAUCACUCAGUGACAGUUCCAGAACUGUCAGUAAUUCUGCACCCAAGUUACCUAGUGACCAUAGCCAGAUCCACUCUACAGCAGUUACGGCUGAUAAAGAAAAUCUUAAUGAUUCACUACCAAUUCCAAUACUAGAAGAGGCAAAUAGUUUUGGUUAUGACAGCAGUGAAACUCCAGGUACUGAUAAGGUGAAGAGUGGAGCACUGUUGAGAACUGAAGCCAAAUGGAAGAUUCCUGCUGUUCAGAAGAACAUAAUACAGGCAGGAGACAGUUCUAGAGACAAAUACCAUGGCCGCAUUCUAACCCAACUAGGCGCUUUCAGGAAGCAGUUGCAGUUAGACCAACUGAGAAUGGAAGAAAAGGUCAAGAUUGUGAGAACACAGUCUGAUGCUUAAAAGCAAAAUAAAUUUUUGUUUGUUAUGGAAUGCUUUAUUUAUCUUGCACAAAAAAAGUUUAAGACCAAAGAAAAAUCCUUUAGU